CCGUCACAACGUGAGCGCGAUAUUAUUAACACGACUUGUUCUCGCGAAUGCUCCAAUACGUCACGAAAAUAAAUCGUUAAACUUUUUUAUUUAUUCACCUCCCCAUAAAAUAUUUUUCACUAUUCCAAGAACUGUGUGUGUAAAUAUAUUUUUUUAAUUUAAUAUUUUAGGCAAUUUUAGUCGCCCUAUUCUAUUAUUACUCCAAUUUCGCUAGUUAAUAUUAUCAGUAACACGUGCAAUAAUAUACAAAUUAUAUUUCAAAUUAGUAUUGUAUUUUUAUAUGGUUUAUUGUUGCUCUCAAUGCCAUUGAACUUUAACCAGUACCGAACUUAAUAAUAUACGUAUUUUGUUGGAUAUGGCAUUACUCAUGAGCAUAUAGUGCAAUAAGGCACACAUGAUAAUAGUUAUUAAAUAUUAUUAUUGUGUAAAAAUCGAAUUAUGUAUUCGAUAGACGAUACGAAACAAUAUGGAAUUAUCGAGAGACAACUCAAAUAUAAAUAACAUAUAAAAAACCAACGUUAAACUUUAAGUCAUCAAGGUUCCGGAGCGGGCCAUGAACGGAUCUGAUUUUGGCGAACCCAAUUCAACCAGUAACGGAAGUGACGGGGUGGUGUGGCCCGACAGCAAUCAGUUCGAGCUACAAUGGUGGCAUCAGUUGGCGUGGACGGUGCUGUUUGUGCCCAUGAUCAUGGUGGCCACGGGCGGCAACUUGAUCGUCAUAUGGAUCGUCAUGACCAAUAAGCGGAUGCGGAACGUGACCAACUACUUCCUGGUGAACUUGUCCAUAGCAGACGCUAUGGUGUCGACACUCAACGUGUCAGUAAACUUUAGUUAUAUGCUGACCAGCAACUGGACGUUCGGCACGGCAUACUGCAAGAUCAGCCAGUUCGUCGCCGUGCUGUCUAUAUGCGCUAGCGUGUUCACCCUGAUGGCGAUUUCUAUCGACAGGUACAUAGCAAUAAUUCACCCUCUGAGGCCACGUCUGGGCCGGAAGACGACGCUGAUGAUAGCCACCAGCAUUUGGGUGGUGGGUACCAUACUAUCAAUACCAAAUCUAAUAUUCUUCACCACGCACACAGAGUUGUUUCCCAACGGCGAUCAGCGGGUCAUAUGCUACGCUGAGUGGCCAGAUGGUAUCACUACAAAUAGCUUCCAGGAAUACGUCUAUAACGUUUCGUUUAUGAUAAUUACAUAUUUCAUUCCUAUUGGACUGAUGGGUUUCACUUACGCUAUGAUCGGUAACGAGCUGUGGGGAAGUCAAAGCAUCGGAGAAUGUACACAGAGGCAGCUAGAGCAUAUCAAGUCCAAGAGAAGAGUCGUGAAAAUGAUGAUCGUUGUAGUAACGAUUUUUGCAAUCUGUUGGCUGCCGUAUCACAUUUACUUCAUUGUCACAUCUCAUAUGCCGGAAUUAACUAAUGCACCGUACAUACAAGACGUAUAUUUGGCCUUUUACUGGCUAGCCAUGUCCAAUUCUAUGCACAACCCUAUCGUGUAUUGUUGGAUGAACUCCAGAUUUCGUCAAGGAUUCAAACAGUUCUUUUCUUUCAUACCAUGCAUCAAUGUGAGAACCGGCAGCUUGAUUCGACGGGAAGUUGUCACCAGCAGGUACAGCUAUAGCGGAUCCCCAGACGCCCACUAUCGGAUAGUGCGCAACGGUACCGUUUGCAUACCCUUGAACCAUCUUUGCGCCGACAGCGGAAAAGGUCACCUAAAAGUACCGGCGGCUCAUUGGAGGCAGGCGAAAAAACACAGCAUCAACAGCAGUGUUGGCGAAAUGAGCAACACCAGUUUCAGCAAUGCAGUGACAGAGAUAACCGUAGCCACCGCGAAUACAUCGACCUGUAACGAAAAUAGCAUCAACUGCAGCGAAGACAGCUUGAGGACCUGUCUAGAAAAAAAUAAAAAUUCUGCAUCCUGACGACAAUCGUCACAGAAGGAUGAAAGAAACAACGAUCUCCAUCACUGUCGAUCGUUGGCGACCGAUGUUACUACUUCGAGGAAUGCUGCGACACAACAGAUUUGGAUUUAAUGACUGGGUUAGAGAUGUGAAAUCUCUCAGUACCACUCGGAUAAUACUUUUGGAAUACAAUUAUUGUAUUAUAAAUUGAAAUUUACGUGUUGGUGUGUGUGUAUGUGUGUGUGUAUGUGUAUGCGUGCGCGUGUAUGUCCAGGUAUGUUUAUAAUGCUUGUAAAAUAUUAGUGGCUCCAAAGUCCUAAUAAUUUUUAUAGAUAAAUAUAUAUAAAUAUAGUUACUUACAA
Molecule: messenger RNA, 2259 nt
Organism: Melanaphis sacchari
Lineage: Eukaryota; Metazoa; Arthropoda; Insecta; Hemiptera; Aphididae
Product: tachykinin-like peptides receptor 99D
Exons: 8
Coding region: 554-1918 (454 amino acids)
Biological process (GO): G protein-coupled receptor signaling pathway
Cellular component (GO): plasma membrane
Molecular function (GO): tachykinin receptor activity
Source: RefSeq, a predicted model, not a curated record